AAACUAAGCCAAUGGAAAAGCAAACCGUGCAACAAGAGGAAAUUGCUGAUCCUAUCGUGAUUUUCCGCUAUAGCGAUUCACCAGGACCAAUUCAGCAGAGCGAAUGCGCAGGCCAACGAAUAUCGGAUCUUCUCGACUGGUCCCGUCUGAGGCGGGAAGCUUCGCUUGUUCCACUAUCAUCCGAUCGUGAUCAAUCACUGGAGGACAAAAAUGCCGAUGUUUCGUUACAAUCAGCAGGAACGACCAGUGACGACAGUGUAGCAGAAGAGGGACGCCUGCAAAUUACCUGGGAUGGUGAGCACAGCGAGGGAUCAUCGGAAUCGAAUCGGCGGAUGUUGAAAUCAUCCUUGCCGGGAGAUAUGCUGACCAGGGAAACACGUAAGGCUCUGGUCGCCACAUCACUUGGAGAGAUGUCGCUGGUGUACCACGGGAACAUGGCUCGUAAGUUUCCAGGUCUCGAGAACCGUACGCCGGAACAACAGAAACAAAGACAACGCAAUACGGAGGCGGCUCGCAUCAGUCGCGCCAAGACGAAGCUUCUUGAGCAGCUCGUGGAGAAAGAAACUCAAGAGGUUUCGACCACAAACACGCGUAGCAAGCGCAUGGUUGCAGCACAAUUAGUUUAUGUUAACACUCUUGCCGAUUUGCUUGAUCUGCCGCGGAUUAGACUGAAAGCAUUCGAUGGUCACGCUACUGAUAACAUAAUCAUAGAUGAGAAAUAA
Messenger RNA from Anopheles bellator, 722 nucleotides. RefSeq lists its product as uncharacterized. The transcript has 2 exons. The record is from RefSeq and is a predicted model, not a curated record. The coding region runs from base 12 to 722 and encodes 236 amino acids. Lineage: Eukaryota; Metazoa; Arthropoda; Insecta; Diptera; Culicidae.